Cladocopium goreaui is the source of this 1368-nucleotide messenger RNA. Lineage: Eukaryota; Dinophyceae; Suessiales; Symbiodiniaceae. The record is from the annotation of a GenBank genome assembly.
AUGGCGAUGUGCAACAUUCCGUCGACAAACACCGACCCUCAGUACCGCUACAAGAUGCCCCGCUUGAUGGCGAAAAUUGAGGGUCGCGGCAAUGGAAUCAAAACUUGCAUUGUCAACAUGGGUGAGGUGGCGCGUGCCAUCAAACGUCCACCGCAGUAUGUGACCAAGUUCUUUGGCAACGAUUUGGGUGCCCAAGCCAACUACACCAACAAGGAGGGCGAAGGCGAACGUUCCAUCGUUCGUGGAGCACAUCAAGUGGAGGACUUGAGGACUUCGCUGGACAAGUUCAUCGAGAAAUAUGUUUGCUGUGAGAACUGUCACCUUCCUGAGAUCGACAUGUAUGUCAAGAAGGGCAUUAUCCAGGGCCGGUGCAACGCCUGCGGUUGGGCUGGUGAGCUGGACAACACAGACAAGCUGGCCGCGUUUAUCAUCAAAAAUCCGCCUGAUGAGUCCGGACUCAGCCUUGGCACCGUUGACCAAGGAGGCGGAAUGGAUAAGCGUGAACGGCAGAAGUUGAAGGCACAGAAGGCCAAGGAUAAACACGGCACUGAGGACAGCGAAGACGACUCCGCUUCAGGCAGUGCUAAGGAAAAGGAGAAAAAGGAAAAGAAAGAAAAAAAGGAGAAAAAAGAGAAGAAGGAGAAAAAGAAAAAGAAGGACGACGACGACAGCGAUGAAGAAAAGGAGAAAAAGGAGAAGAAAGAAAAGAAGGAGAAAAAAGAGAAAAAGGACAAAGGCGAAAAGAAGGAGAAGAAGGAAAAGUCCGAGAAAAAAGAGAAGAAAGAGAAAAAGGAGAAGAAGGCGAAGGAUUCGGAUGAUGAAGAUGACGACGAUAAGGACGUCAAGAACCUGCAGCACGAUGAGGAGCAAACCAAAGCAGUGGUUAGUGUCCUCAAGGAAUGGCUGCAGGGUCAGAGUUCGCCGAAACCUGCUGACUUCUUCGAAGAGCUCCGGAUGCAACAACUGUCCAAGGUCUUCGACCAUAAGGUUCGCCUCUAUAUUGCUUUUGAAGCGCUAUGUGGAGAUUCCAUGGAUGCGAAGGCUUUGGAAGGGCAGAAAAAGCUGGUUGACAAAGUCAUCAGCAGUCCGAAGUUGCCUGGAUCUGAAGUCCUAUGGGCAUUGGAUGCCUACCUCGAUCUGCACGAGGGUAUUUCCAAGGGAUUCCCCAUGCUCCUGAAGGUGGCCUAUGACCAGGAUUGGGCGGAAGAGAAGGAUAUCCUCUCGUACUACAAUGACGACGAGGGAAAGGGAGAGCCAGGCUUUCAGGAAGCGAAGAAAUUGGCAGCGCCCUUUUUGAAGUGGUUGGCGGAAGCCAACGAUUCCGAUGACGAUGAUGACGACGACAACGAUGAUUCCGAUUCGGAUUAA